Molecule: messenger RNA, 10701 nt
Organism: Brassica rapa (field mustard)
Lineage: Eukaryota; Viridiplantae; Streptophyta; Magnoliopsida; Brassicales; Brassicaceae
Product: long chain acyl-CoA synthetase 3
Biological process (GO): fatty acid metabolic process
Cellular component (GO): membrane; endoplasmic reticulum
Molecular function (GO): long-chain fatty acid-CoA ligase activity
Source: RefSeq, a predicted model, not a curated record
UCAGCAACUCACGGCAGUUAGGGUUUCCGAGUUGGAUCUUCGUUUGAAGCCAGGGUGUGGCCGCGGGAUAGUAUAAUACGACGGUUCUAAUUGUUAGCCUUGGACACUCCAUACUCCGUGAAGUCCAUGUUGUCACCGGAGUUGGAAACUUACUUUUCCAAUCUUUUUUCACACAAUUUUUUCUUUUUUCUACUUAUUUAUUGCUGGAGAUGGGUUUUGCACCCCUAUCAAUGUCUGGCCUGGUCUCAAGAAAAGUUCAUUCAAGUUAAAAGUCCAAAAGACAAAAUAAGCCUCGUUCGCAAAAAUUUGAAAAGAUGAAGAAAAACGUUUAACGCUCGCGCCUAUAUUUAGGAUAGGCGUGCUGACCGGUCAAAAAGUAUAUAUGAUACAGUCAUUUACAUUUAAUAUUUUGAGAGGUGAGCUAACCCCGGAAUAUUUGCACCAUAUGAUCUCAUCACAUGGUGCAAAUUCUCAAGGUCCCACAUUUUUUAUGAUUUUUUUUCUAUUUUGGGCCCUUUUUUUAGUUUUUAUAUAGCAAGGGUUCAAUUUUAAAUUUUAGUUACUGGUCUUAGAAAGAAAAAAAUAAUAUGGCACAUGACCCUUUUAUUUCUUGAGUUGAGCCUGGAUCUCAUCACAAAAGACGACGAGCUAUCUUUUGUCUUAUUCCAGCCAUAUUUGGCUAAAAAAAGACAUUAGCUGACCAAACAAAUGACCGACUUUUUCUCUCUCAAGCGAAUAAAGAAUAGAAAUAACUUAGCAAUCUCAAUACUAUCUUGUAAGAGCGAACUUGGUUCAAGUAACAAACUCGCCUCACAUUUGUAACCUUUCUUUAUUUCGAUUUACUUCUAAUAUAAACGAGUAUUUCGACCAACUUUGUCCUUUUAUCAGAGCCGUGCAAAGAACUUCUGAUGCCAUAAGCCAAAUAAAACUAUAUUUACAAUUUUCUAAUAAACUUUUAUAUAUGCAAUAUAAUUAUAUAAUACAAAUACGGGUUGUGAAAUAAUUUUAAUGAAACAUUAACCUAAAUUUGUUUAUGUUUUAUUUAUAAACGAUAACAUUAAUAUAUAAAUACAAGUUUUAAUAUGAAUAGUAUUGAUUUAUGAUUAAUAUUAUUUUAGAAUAAAUAAUAAUCGAUGAACUGAAACUAAUCCCAAAAUAUUAAUAGUGAUCUAUACUUAAGAAUAAAAUUAUUUUCUUAAAAUAUAAGUAAAAUUUAUUAAUAUUCAAAUAUAAUACGGGGAUUUUAAUUAGUAUUUACAAAUUUGAAAGAUUUUUCUCAGAUUCAGGUUAUUGUAAUUGUAACAAGAAAAUUAUUUCAAAUCCGUCAAAAUUUAUUGUAAAAACAGAUCCAUUAGUAAAUCUGUAUGAGUAACACAUGAUUGAAUUAGGAUAUAUAAAUUUUACAACCAAUAAUACAUGAUAUUAACUUGGAUAUUAAAAUUAGAAAAGUAAUAACACUAGAUUUAAUUUGGAAUUUCAAAUCCAUGAAAAUACAUAAACAAAUAACCCCCAUUUAGUUUACAAACAUAAAAAUAAUAUAUAUAAAAAAAAUAGAAAUAAAAUAAAAUAAAAUUUUCAUUUUGAAUAAACAUAUGAUUACAACUGCAACUAAUUGUUUUAUAAAUUUAAGUUAUGACUUUAGAAAUGGUUUAGAAAAUGAUAAUAACCUUGGUCCAAAUUAGAAAACUUAUUUAAAGGGUGUUUUACCAAUGAGCCAUAUAAAAAUUUUAUGUGUGUAUGCCCUUACAUUUUACAUCAAAAAAUGAUGCCCUAAACCAAGGUUUCAAAAUUUGUUUACUAGGCACGGCUCUGCCUUUAAUCAUUUCUUAGUCACAAUCCCGAACACUAUAGAGAUCGAAUAUGAAUCACAAUAAAGAAUAACUCUCUUUAUUAACUUGAGAAACUAACUCAAAAUUCAAGCACACAAUCAAUCUCUAAAAUCCUUAAGUUAUGAAACAUGUUUGCAUCUACUUAUAUAGAGGUAUUAUUUCUCCUAAUCCUAAUAGGUAAUAUAGUUUAGAUAACUCCUAAACAUAAUUUCUAAUUCCAUAACUCGGUAGGAUUAGGAUAAGCUUGUAUCUCAAGCAAUCUUCAAGCUUAAUGCAACAUUCUCCCCCUUAAUAUUGAAGUCUUCUACCACUACAUCUUGAACUCCAAUGAGAUCUCUCAUCUCCUUGAACUUGAUUCUUCCAAGUGCCUUUGUCAAGAUAACCGCCUUCUGUUCGUGUCCUGGAACGUGUUGCACUUCUAUAAGUCCUUUCUCUACGUUCUCCCUUAUGAAAUGAUAUCAAGUAUGAAUGUGCUUACUUCUUCCAUGAAACACAUGGUUCCUUGUCAAAGAAAUUGCUGACUGAUUAUCAAUCCUGAUAAUCACUUUCUCACCCGAAUCACCCAUAAUCUCGACAAGCAAAUCUUGUAGCCAUAUGGCUUGCCUAGCUGCCUCUGUCCCAGCCAUGAACUCAGCUUCGCACGAAGAUAGAGCCAUUGUCUCCUGUUUUUGGGAGCACCAUGUAAUAGGACUGUUACCAAUGUAGAACAUGUGCCCGGUGGUGCUCCUACCAUCAUCUUCAUCAACGUUAUGACUACUAUCACUAUAUCUUACUAUCCUCAUAAGCUUCGAGUUACUGUAUGAAACGUGAUGCCAUAAGUCAUGGUGACCUGUAGAUACCUCAAAUAUUGCUUCAUAGCUUCUCCAUGUGACUCUCUUAGCGUAUGCAUGUACCUGCUCAAGACGCCGACACUAUAUGUCACAUCUGGUCGUGUAUGAAGCAAGUAGUGAAGGCAUCCGACGUUCCUUCUAUAGUUUGUUGCAUCAAUCUCCUUAUCAUGGUCUGCCUUCGACAUCUUAAGCCAUGCUUCCAUCGGUGUGUGACACGAAUUACAACUUUUCAUCCCGGCUUCUUCCAAGAUUCUCAAAGCAUAGAGUCUUUGGUUCAACGUUAUACCUCCCUCAUGCUGUUGAACCUCGAUUCCGGCAAAACAUCCAUUUCAUAUGCAAUAUAUUGUGAUAUGUUUAAUUCAUAUCUGAUUUAUAUGAUUGUGCAAAAACAUAUUUAUACUUUCAAAAAUUUCAAAUGACAUACAUGUUAUUUAUUUUUUCGGAGAAAACAUUCAGUCGUCAUAUCACAUGCCAUAUCAUCUAAUUUCACUGACCUAGAUGUUAUGUCAGCUAUUUUUGUUGAGGAAAAUGUCGCAUGUGCAGUAAUAUUUUUUAAAACAAAAUAGUUAUUUUGUAAAAAAAAUGUAAAAUUUUAUAAAUUUUUAUUAUUUAGUAGAAUAAACAAAAAUUAAUUAAAUAAUAAAAUGUUAAUCUUAUAUAAGAGAUAUAUUUUUUAUAUAUUUUGAUCCUACCACAAUAUCGUCUGUAUAAGAGUUAUAUAUGUGUUAUAAUGAUUCAAAAGCAGUGCUAGUGUUGCAGUCGUAUUACCCUCAGAUUAAUCAUGGUUAUGUUGUUUAAAUUUAACGAGUUUAGAGUAACAUAUCAUAAAUUUUUAAUCUAUUAAAACAAAAUUGUUCGCAUGAUUACACAACCGAUCUAAGAAUUUCUAUACAAACACAUAACCAAGAUUAACAUAAGAGUAACUGAACUGAUAGGAUCAAAACAUUAUGAUGAAUAUAUCUCUUAUAUAAGAUUACAAUUUUAUUAUUUAAUAAGUUUUGUUAAUUUACUAAAUAAAUAAAAUUUAUAAAUAUUUACAUUUUCUAAAAAGCUAUUUUUUAUAAAACAAAAACUAUUUUUAUUUAUUUUAUUUUUAACAAAACUUUUGUACAUGUAGUAUUCUCAUUAGUAAAAUUAACUGACGUAACAUCCACGUUUACAAAAUUAUAUGAUAUGGCAAAUGAUAUCGUGACUAAUGUAUGAUUUUGCCAAAAAAAUAAACAACUGUUAUUUAAUUUUAAAAGAAUGUAAGUAUAUUUUUACACGGUCAUAUAAACUGAGUAUAAAUUAAACAUAUGGCGAUAUACUAGAGAUAUGAAAUAGUCGUUUUCUCGUGCCAGGACAUAAGCGUAGUCUAUUUCUCCAACCAAAAGUGAGUCUAGUGGGUUACAAUGUAAUUUAUGGGCCUACACUAAAGCCUUUCUUCUUUGUGCAACGCUAAAGCCUAAAUUGCGGAAGAAACGUAACUUAUCCCUCAUUUCUUAAGCUUAGAGCCGAGUAUUAAUUAAGCAAUCUAAGAAGAGAACUCUGACCCCAACUUUACUUACAAUGUUUGUUUUCUAAAUGGCUGUAAAACGAGUGUUCAAAAAAAAAAAUGGCUGUAAAACGCAACGAAGGCCGAGUAGAAGUUUAGAACUACUUCAUAUACUUUGGGAGGAGUAUAUUCGACUAUACUCAUUUCUUUGAUCGUUGGAGCCGUUAUUGAUAAUAAUUGUGUAUAUUUUGAAUAAUGAUGUCCUUUUGUUGAGCAUAAUAAUUUCGCAUUCUCCCCAUUUACUGACCUCUACUUUGUACUCUUAUACCCGAUAUACCCAUUAAAAGGGGGUUAUAAUCAGAUAAAGAAAAUGGCAAACCAAUUCGAUAUUAUAUUUUGUAAAUGUAGUAAGAAUCUUUACAGGUAGUGAACAAAAAAGAAAAGAAAAAUUGUGGUUUUGAAACAUUCAACAGAAAAGGGCGACUUUUACUUGUUCCUUGAAAACAAAGGCACAGAAGUCUUAUCUACAUAAGAAGAAUUCAAAGUCAAGGGUAAUAAAAUUCAGAUGAAGACGCGCUAAAACGACUAAAAAUAAGCCGUUGUACCAGUCUCGGUCGCCUAUUAAAUAAAGGAAAUUAAUAGUGUGACGAAAUCAACAACACGUAACUAUCAUAUACUUACUAUAUGGUCUUCUCCGUGGUACGGAUUUACGCGUUCAAGCAUCUCGUUAUCUUGGUAGAAAUAUUUUUAUUUCCAGCAAUGUUGUCCACACAAAAAAAUGACGAAAUCAUCUAUCUGAACUGCGAAACAAUUACGGUAUGAUUCUAAUAGUAACAAAAACAUAUAGAUACAUAGAUAUAUAUAAAGAGUUUUGUUAUUAUAUACUAACGGCGGUGCGGUUUGUAAACAUUUAGAUGAGCACGUGAAAUUAACUUUUACCUAUUAAAAAAGGAAAUAAAAUCAAAUCUGGACCAUCAGAUGAUAAUGAAUCAUGGAAACAAAGUUUGGUGACUUAUUAAACAUAAAUAGAAAGCUUUAUAAACAAAGCGAUAACGUAUAUAAGUGUUGAGGAUUGGUUAGCUACUCUCCUAUCUUUCAAAUCUACUUUCCCCACUAUAAGUUUAUAACAUUACUCAGACACGAAUUUUAAAUUUUAUCUAUUUAAAAUCGGAAUAACAACAUGCGGGACAACUGAAAAACAACUACGGUGGUGUAGUCGUAAUAGUAACAAAAACAUAUAUAUAAGUUUAUGUAGAGAUUUUUGUUACUAUUAAAUGUGAUGCAUUAUGGGCGUUUGUAAACAUUAAGAGCCUUAAAGCAUCUACAUCAGCGAACAGGGAAGGCGCGAUUCCCUAUAGUAUUAUUUUGAUUUUUUUCUUUUUCUAUUUGUUUAAAAAAAUAUAUAUAGUCAAAUUAAUAGUGGGCCACCACGUGUUGUGGGAUCCGCGAAACAGUGAUGAACCCGUAUCACUGCAGAGAGUUCACGCAACCUGGGUUCACAAAAUAUGGAUUAUUAUAAUAAUUUUUUUUGGGAACUGUGUGAACUUGGGCUUUAAUCCCCUAAUGAAGGUGCUCUUAGAUUCAUCCUAUUUAGAAUCUACCACAUUUAAACCUCAAACAGGUUUAGGCUUAUUUGGUUUUAAGAUAUAUUAUUAUUCAUUUAGACCAUGAAUAUUACAUUGACCCACUUAAAUCUAUUUAAAAUGAUAUGUGAUUUUUAAAAAAAAUAUUAUUUAUAAUGUAAAACUAUUGAAAUAAAAUAUCUAAAAAUAAAAUUAUAAAAAUUAUUUAAAGAGAGUUUUUGAAAAAACGUUUAAGUUAAUUUAUUUUUUUAAUGAAAAUUUGAGUAAAGUAAUUUAAAAAAAAAAUCGGAAAGCCAAUAUUUUGUUUAAAAAAAGUUAGAAAUUAUUUUUGAAAAAGUGUAUAUAUAUAUAUAUAUAUAUAUAUAUAUUAAAAUAUUCAAUUAUGAAAAUAUAUUUAAUUAAACAUGUUAAUAGGAUCUUCGUCAAUUUUAGAUAAAAUCUCGUUUAAUAAAUAGAUCUUAAUAGCACUGCUUAUUUAAAACUCGUUAAACUAAAUAUAUCUAAAUAAACAUUUAUUUAUAUCAAAAGUCCAUCAUAAACCUGAUAAAACCCUCAUUUUAACAUCCUAAUCAUGAUAUUGCAUCUACAUCAUUAAGGUAUAUGUUUUCUUUACUUGAUCUCAUGCCGCUUCCACACCAUUUGUUCUUUCUUUCUUUUUCUUUACCCUGAAUUUUGGUAGACACACAUUUUUAAUUUAGUUAUGGUUAGCCACUAUGUAUGGUCUUUUUUAUUUGUUGAUAAUUUUUAAAUGUCAAAUGGCCCCUAUAAUAUUCGAUAGCAAUACGAAAGUCAAAUCUUAAUACUAUAAGCAACAAACGAUCUUGCACUUGUGUGCUGCCAAAAGAACCUGGUAAUUAAAUAAUAUAUAACCAGUUUAGAGGUCGUCUGUGUCACUAGAAAUAAGAUAGAAUUUCUAAUCAAUUGCUAUUAUGACCAUAUAUCCUAUAACAUAUAGGGGAGAACACAAAUCAAAUAUUUGGGGUUUUUGAAAAUAUUCCCGAUCUCGAUUCGAUUUGAUCCAUAGCUAACACUGAAUAUCUACAAAUUUUUAUAUUUUAACCAAGUAUCUGAUUGGAUCGGUACAAAUAAAAUAAAAACAAAAUAAAUCAAAAAUAAUAUAUAAUAAUAAUAAUUUAAUAAAAAAUAGAAUUUAUUCACGUUUUCAAACUUUAAUGACUAAAAUAAUCAAUAUAAUAAAUAAAAUAAUAUAAAAAUUAUAUAACAUAUAAAAAUUCUAUAGUUUAUAUAUAUAUAUAUAUUUUUUUUUAAUAAUAUAUAACAUAUCAGAUCAAAUCUGAUAUUUAUGAUUAAAAAUAUAUGUAUUUGUGAUUUAUUUCGUUUCUUACGAAUAUUGCAUAUAAUUAUUUGUUUUACUUCAUAGAAUUACAGAUAUUCAGAUUUUUUUGUUUGAAUUGAAACAAAUAACAAAUCAUAUCAAAAGUUACUGGCAUUUUGUCUAGCCCUAGUAAUAUAGUAAAACUAACUUAAACCACUUCUAUUUCUUUUUCUGAUAUAGAAAUUACUGUUUUCCUCUAUAUUUAGAGCAUAGAUAACAUUAUUUUAUUAUAUAGAUAUAGUAUUUACAAAAUGGUCUUUCAGUUCUUUUUUUAAUUAUGAAUAAAAAUAAAUAAUUUAUAGAAACACACAACUUUUAUAUAAAUGAAAUCAUACUUUCUAUUUACAUGAUAAUCUUUUUUAAAUAACUCUCUAGUUUACAUAAUAUCAUAAUUUUAUGAAAAUCUUUUAUAAAUUAAAAUAAAUGGGCUUAAGUUUCAAAUUUCACCAAAUAAAAUGUAUUAUCUGUAAAAUAAAGAAGAAUAUAUCAAAGUAUUUAUUUUAGAGAAAAAAUAGAAGAAUACAUUAGAGAUAAACAUAUCUCCAUUAUAGUAUUCUAUUAUUUUAGAAGGAAAAAUAGAAAAAUAGAUUGGAAAUGGUCUAAUAAUCACAUUAAUACCAUGUCAAAAAGGUUUAAGGGAGAAAUGAAUACCCAUUACUUGGGUCCCAAUCGUAUGCUUUCUUUACAUUUCCGCUUACAACUUUAUGUAACUUUUUUUAAUCCGGAUAUAUGUUCUAUUCCUUAAUUUUGAGUUUUCUAAAAAACAAUUUAGUACUUGGUCAGAACUUUAUCAUCUCGUUAUGACUAGUCGAUAAUUAUUUCAAGUUUGAUAACUUAGUGAACAUAAAUAGUAGCUUUAUUGGAAAUCAAAAUAAUAUUCUAAUAUAUAAUUUGUGAUAACAUAUAAGUAUUGUGGAUUGGUCAGCUACCCUCGUGUCUUUCAAAUCUUUUCCCCAUUGUAAGUUUAUAACAUUCACAACGCAAAAUUAAAAAUUUCUGCUUGCUUCUACAAAUUCAACGAAACGAUCCAUCAUCCAGAUUAUAUAACACACAAACAGAGAAAUACGCAGAUAUAUAAUACUAAUGGCGACGGAUCGGUUCAUUGUUGAGGUUGAGAAGGGAAAAGAAGGCGUAGAUGGAGGAAGUCCGUCGGUCGGUUCGGUUUACCGGAGUAUCUACGCCAAAGACGGUUUUCCUGAACCUGCCGAUGAUCUCCUCAGUUGCUGGGAUAUUUUCCGCUUAUCUGCGGAGAAAUCUCCAGAUAAUCCUAUGCUUGGUCGUAGAGAAAUUGUUGAUGGAAAAGCAGGGAAAUAUGUAUGGCAAACUUACAAAGAAGUAUAUGAUAUAGUGAUCAAGCUUGGAAACUCUAUCCGGACUAUUGGAGUUGGAAAAGGAGAGAAAUGUGGUAUUUAUGGCGCCAAUAGUCCUGAAUGGAUUAUAAGCAUGGAGGCUUGCAACGCUCAUGGACUCUACUGUGUACCUCUGUAUGACACUCUUGGUGCUGGAGCAAUAGAAUUCAUCAUUUGUCAUGCUGAGGUUUCACUUGCUUUUUCUGAGGAGAAAAAGAUUUCUGAGUUAUUGAAGACAGCUCCAAAUUCAACAAAAUAUUUGAAGAAUAUUGUGAGCUUUGGGGAGGUUUCAAAUGUGCAAAGAGCAGAAGCUGAGAGGCACGGAUUAUCGAUAUAUUCAUGGGACCAAUUCUUGAAGCUUGGCGAGGGAAAACAUUAUGAGUUACCAGAGAAGAAAAGAAGCGACAUUUGCACUAUAAUGUAUACAAGUGGCACAACUGGUGAUCCUAAAGGAGUCUUGCUCACAAAUGAGAGCAUUAUUUAUCUACUUGAAGGUGUUAAAAAGUUGCUUAAAACUAUCAAUGAAGAGUUAACCAGUAAAGAUGUUUACCUCUCAUAUCUACCUCUGGCUCAUAUCUUCGAUCGCGUGAUUGAGGAGUUAUUUAUAUAUGAAGCCGCCUCCAUAGGAUUUUGGAGAGGGGAUGUUAAGAUUUUAGUUGAAGACAUUGCUGCUUUGAAACCGACUAUUUUCUGCGCUGUUCCUCGCGUGCUAGAGAGGAUAUACAACGGUCUUCAGCAGAAACUUUCUGAUGGUGGUUUCUUAAAGAAGACCUUAUUUAACUUUGCCUUCAACUACAAACAUAAUAACAUGGUGAAAGGGAAAGCUCAUGAACAAGCAGCUCCAAUCUUUGACAAAAUUGUAUUUAAGAAGGUAAAAGAAGGAUUAGGAGGAAGAGUGCGUCUAAUCCUCUCAGGAGCAGCUCCUCUUGCAGCUCACAUCGAAUCUUUCCUUAGAGUUGUCGCAUGUGCUCAUGUUCUCCAAGGAUACGGUCUAACGGAGAGUUGUGGUGGGACAUUUGUAUCGAUUCCAAAUGAGCUUCAAAUGCUUGGAACGGUUGGUCCACCGGUUCCAAACGUUGACAUAAGGCUCGAGUCAGUUCCAGAGAUGGGUUACGACGCUCUUGCUAGCAAGCCACGUGGAGAGAUUUGCAUAAGAGGAAAGACUUUGUUCUCUGGAUAUUACAAACGUGAAGAUCUCACUCAAGAAGUCUUCAUUGAUGGAUGGCUUCACACUGGUGAUGUCGGUGAAUGGCAACCUGAUGGAGCCAUGAAAAUUAUCGACAGAAAGAAGAACAUCUUUAAACUCUCACAAGGAGAAUACGUUGCGGUUGAGAACUUGGAGAACAUUUACAGCCACGUAGCCGCCAUUGAAUCGAUAUGGGUAUAUGGAAACAGCUAUGAGUCUUACUUAGUGGCAGUGGUCUGUCCAAGCAAGAUACAGAUCGAACAUUGGGCUAAAGAACAUAACGUUUCAGGAGACUUUGAGACUAUCUGUCAAAACCAAAAGACCAAAGAGUUUAUCCUUGGAGAGUUCAACAGAGUAGCCAAAGACAAAAAGCUAAAGGGAUUUGAGCUGAUAAAAGGUGUUCACUUGGACACAGUUCCAUUCGACAUGGAAAGAGAUCUCAUCACACCUUCUUACAAGAAGAAAAGGCCUCAGCUUCUCAAGUACUAUCAGAAAGAGAUUGAUGAAAUGUAUAACAAAACAAAGAACUGAAGCUUUUUAUACUAGUGUGGAGCCUGUGAGAAGAAGGAAGGUGUUGGAAAAGUCUCAGGUUGUAUAUUUCUCUGUUCGUUGUGAAUCAUAUUGUUAUAUGUCUCUGUGUUUUGUUACCAUCGAAGUUGCUUGUGUCCUAAGGAAAAAAAAUACAUCAUAAAGUUAUUUUCUGCUUGUAAACAAAGAUAUCUACCUUCUUUGUACUGACCAUACUCUCUCCUUAUAUUUUGUGUAUUUGUAUUCUAUGUUGUGAUAAAACUCUCUCUAUUUUUUGCAACUUCUUAGUAGAUUUACUGAUUGGUAAAAUAGAUUAACUAUACCUAACUAUUACAUCUAGUGAGUUAAUAUAUCUCGUAUAAAAUAAACAACUUGGGGGAAAUGUUCCAAGUGAUAUCAAUUUUUCAAAACAAUUAUUCUCAUUCUGCGCAUUUCAUAUUAGUUAUAUCAAUAAGUUUCAAAUUUUAUCUAUUUAUGGAAGACAAACAAAACAUUUCAUAAGAUGAGAAAUGAAAUACGUUUGAAUUGAGGAAAAAAAUUUAGAGUACCUACUAGAUUCAACAUCUUGUGUAGAUAAAAAAAAAUA